This is a messenger RNA of Porites lobata, 1197 nucleotides long. Lineage: Eukaryota; Metazoa; Cnidaria; Anthozoa; Scleractinia; Poritidae. The record is from the annotation of a GenBank genome assembly.
AUGGCAUCAAACAACGGGGAACACACUCCCAAACGAUUUCGCCAGAUGGAAGAGAAAGAACCGGCCAGUACACGCUAUAUCAAACUAAAUAUGGACAAAUAUGACAGUUCAGUUCAAGCCUACUCAGACGAGGACCUGGUUAAGAUAUUUGAGUUUGGACUUAAAGUCAAAGAAUCCGCCAGCUUGAAUUUAGAUGUCAACCAGAAGAUGAUGGAAGAUGCACUCAAUUCCAAAAUGAAACCAAUUCAUGAAACUGUUGCAAGAAUCGCGGAGCAGGUGGGAACACAAGUCCUUAAAGUACAGCAAGACGUCACUAUGGCGGUCAACAGCAACAUGACCAAAUUUGCGACGAACGUAUCGGACUUCAAACAGGAUUUAUCCGGCCAUUUGACCUCAAUCAGAGAUCAAUUGACAAGCCGUGUUGACGGAGUAGCGCAGAAAGUACAACCCCUAGCAGUGCUGAGCCAAAACAUUGGUUAUUCAGAACAGAAUAUCAAAACCGAGGUCACAGGUUCUGAAAGUCGAGUACAGCAGCAGAUUGCAGAAUGCAAGGAGAAACUUGAUGCGAUUUCUAACACUUUGGAAAAGCCCAACAAGAAAGGAGAUCGCGCCGAACGAAAUGUAGUAGCAAUUCUAACGCAGAACCUCCCAUGUUUUACCUUUAUUGAUACGUCUUCCGAGAUGGGGAAAGCAGACGUUGAGGCUCAUUCGCCAAACAACCACCAGAUCAUGAUCGAAGUAAAGAACAGGAAGCGACCAACAGAUAGAGAUGAAAUUGAAAAAUUCGAGAGGAACCUCGCCAAUUCUCCUCAGUUUAGGGUCGGUAUCUUGCUGUCUAUGACGAGCGGCAUUGCCAGGAAAUGUCGGGAAGGAAGGUUUGAAAUCGCUUUCAAUCAAAAUCAAAAGCAGUACCAAAUCUACGUGCCAAACGCCUCGAACGAGGAACACUUAAUCGAGUGGAGCGUGGUAAUGGCUGACCAGCUGGUGCAACUAGAAGGAGAGCUAGGGGAAAGGAAGACCAGUGAGUUGAACGAGAUCUACAAGAAGUUUGCAGCUAACAUAGAACACAGUAAACAAUGCAGAUCAAAUCUUGAGGCGUUGGAAAUUUGUGUUACUAAUCUGAAGGAAAACAUCCAGCCAAUUCUCGAGACCGUUAAUGAAACCAAAACAGAUAUAUACGAACUUUUACAUUCUUGA